CGCAACUUUGCUGCCUGAAAGAAACGCGAGCUGGUAGGCGAAGGAAGCUAAGCCCGUGGGCCUGACGGCUGAUGCUGCCGUGUUCCUCCCGAACGGCUUUCACCAUAUCUAAUCGCUGGCGAGGCGGAGCCUAGAGCGGGGGUGGGUAAUGUCUGUAAUAACCGACAUUUCCCGUGGAGUUUUGCAGGAUUUCCUAGGAGCGGGAACUUACAGCUGCGGGGAAGCUUUCAAUUGAGAACAUGGCCACUGACCUCGGCAGCCAGGGAGAGCCAGAUCAGAGGCUAAAUGCAGCUUUUGGACAGUAUGAAACAGAUAAGUUUUUAAGAGCUACUGUUGAGCAGAAAAAUAUCUUUGAAUCUGGUACUGCGUCAGGAUCCAGAAUGAGGAACCAAAGCUUGUCACCUCUAAUUGCAGAGUAUGACAAGCACUUGGAAGAAAUGAGUGAACAGCUGCAGCUUUACCAGGCACAGAUGGGUGAGAUGAGACUAAAAUUUGAGCAAGUCACCAGGGAAAAUGAAAGGCUGCAUGUGGAGUUGAAAGAGGCUGUUGAGAAGCAGCUGGAGGCCUUUCCUUUGCUCAUGGGGGCUGAUGUUUCUGCGGAUGAAGAAAUAGUGAAAAACCUUCAAGAACAACUGCAAUUGGCCAGUCAAGAAAAAGAACAAGCGCUAGAGCUGUGGCAGACUGUAUCACAGGACCUUCAUCAUCUCCGGCAGCAGUACCAGGAACAUAUGACUGAAACACAGAUUCAUGCGGCUGAAAGGCAAAAGCAGAAAGAUCAACUGACUGGCUUUCAACAGCUGACUCGACAACUGCGUGUAGCCAAUGAGAAAAUAGAGUUGAGCAAUCAACAGUUUCUGAAAACAGUCACAGAACAGAACGUGGAACUAGAGCAGCUACGGAAACAACUGAGGCAAGCUAAAAUAGAUGGACGGACAGCAACUGCUAAGGUUGAUGAAAUGACCAGAUUGACAGAGAAGCUUCAAGGCCAAUUGGAGAGAAGGGAGGAAGAUACAGUAUCUGCUCAACAGAGAGAAGAAGCAUCUGACAAACGCUUGCAGCAAGUGCAGUCUAGUAUAAAACAAUUAGAAACAAGAUUACGUGUUACUGUCCAUGAUGCUGAGCAACUGAGAACAGAAAAAACAGCCCUGGAGAAACAAAUCAGAGAGCUUCAGUCAAAGUGUGCUAGUCUAGAAAAGGAGAAGUAUAAUGCUGUUACAAAAGUCCAAGAUAGCAUACAGCUUUUAGAAGAAGCUAACCUACAAAAAAGUCAGGCACUGUUUGGGGAAAAACAAAAGGAAGAGGAAAUCAAAAAGAUGAAAGAUGAAAUGUCCCAACUUGCAGAAGAUACUGCUGCAAAAAUUAGAAAGGCAGUAGACUCUGCAAAGAAACAAUACAAUGUGCAGAUUUCACGACUAACGGAAGAACUUUCUGCUCUUCAGAUGGAAUGUGGAGAAAAACAGAGUCAAAUUGAACGGGUCAUUAGAGAAAAGCAAGCAGUGGAAGAAGAACUUGAAAAGAUUUACCGGGAAGACAGAGGACAUGAAUCUGACAAUAGAAAACUAGAGCAACUGCAUCAAAAAUACCUACUUGCAGAGUGUACAAAAGGUGACCUUCAGCUAAGUCUACAAACAACACAGAGUAAACUGAAGCAACUGGAAAUGAACUCUGAGGAAGAGAAAUCUCGUUUCCAGGAAAUGAUCUGUAAAUUGCAAAACAUUCUAGACGCUGAAAGAGAAAAGAGUGGUUUUGUCAGUGAACAAAGGCUAAAACUUCAGCAAGAGAAUGAACAAUUGCAAAAAGAAAUGGAGGGCUUAAGAAAACUGGCUAUGGAGGCUCAACAAAAAGCUAAAAUAAAGAUAAGCACGAUGGAACAUGAACAUUCUGUCAGAGAACAUGGAUAUGAAGCUCGACUUAAAGAAAUGGAAGACAGCAGUCAAAAAUCUACCGCUGAACUGAGACGUCUCUUAGUAGCUCAGCAGAAAGCAACAAAUCGGUGGAAAGAAGAAACAAAAAAUCUUACUGAAACUACAGAAGUCAGGAUCAAUAAGCUAAAAAAUGAAUUGAGUCAACAGAAACUUCGCACCCAAGAGCUCCUUUCUCAACUGGAAAUGGCAAAUGAGAAGAUAAUUGAGGAUGAAAAAUUAAUGAUGGAAUAUCGAGAAUACAUCAAUAGGCUUCAGAGACGAUUAAGCCAGGCAGAGCAGAGGGCAGCUACAGCAUCUCAGAAGCUCAGCGUGAUAACUGCACACAAGAAAAAGGUUACUUCCCUGAAAGAGUUGGAAAACAUUUAAAUAGAUGUAUUGUUCAUUGACACCACGUUGGAGUUGAGAAGAUUGCUGGAGAAACUCCAUAUUGGAGCAUUAAAGUCAAAUGCAUAGCAAGAUUUGUAAAAUGCGCAGAAACAUUUUCUGUUUUAUUCAGGUAAGGAAGGAGGUGGAUGAAGCUACAGUAUCUGUAUACAAAGUAAAGACAGGAAGACAAAAUGAUGCAAUUAAAGUCCUUCAGUAUAGCAAAUUCAGCAGUCUGAUACAGUGCUGUGGUGUAUUGGUCUUUUUGGUAAAAAUCAAUUCAAACUAUGACAAAAUUGUGUACAGAGACUAGAUAACAGUAUUAGAAUUAGUAAACAUCUUUACUCACGUAUAAUUUGUACCUUUUUCUUUCUAUUUCAAUAGCCUGUGAACAUUUUGAAGAUACUUUAUGUAAGGUGUGCUGAAAUCGUUUGAGUUUUAAGAUACUAAUUAUGUCACAAAUGUCAAAUUGUUGCUGUUUUUGUAGGAGGUGUGGUAACUGGGAAAUGCCUCUAUUGGCUUCCAUUUGUAAGGAUUCAAUUCAGUUUGUUCUGAUGUGCCUGGAAAACAGUUAAUAAAUAAAGUGUUGCUAUGGUUA
Messenger RNA from Rhea pennata, 2886 nucleotides. RefSeq names its product sodium channel and clathrin linker 1 (gene SCLT1). The transcript is spliced from 21 exons. Bases 240 to 2291 code for a protein of 683 amino acids. The record is from RefSeq and is a predicted model, not a curated record. NCBI's taxonomy places the organism in Eukaryota, Metazoa, Chordata, Aves, Rheiformes, Rheidae. Gene Ontology annotation, cellular component: centriole. Gene Ontology annotation, biological process: clustering of voltage-gated sodium channels; cilium assembly.